This is a messenger RNA of Lingula anatina, 1497 nucleotides long. Its product is annotated as filamin-A. Lineage: Eukaryota; Metazoa; Brachiopoda; Lingulata; Lingulida; Lingulidae. The record is from RefSeq and is a predicted model, not a curated record. Gene Ontology annotation, biological process: actin cytoskeleton organization. Gene Ontology annotation, molecular function: actin filament binding.
UACAUGGUUAUUGCAGAGGAACGGUAUAGCAGAAUGGCGCUGAAUGGAGAGUCUCACAUUCUAGAAGGAUAUGGUGGACUUAGUUUGUCCAUUGAAGGCCCCAGCAAGGCAGACAUUGACUGUCAAGACACACCAGAUGGAAACUGUUUGGUCUCCUACAAACCCACUGAACCAGGAACCUAUAUCAUCAAUAUUAAGUUUGCGGAUGAACAUGUUCCAGGCAGUCCAUUUGCUGUCAAGAUCCGCGGAGAGCCAUCAGACAAGCUGGUGGAGAAGAUCAUGCGCCAGGCGCAGGCCGUGGAUGUCACACAUGUCGGGAGCCAGUGUGAACUUAGCCUUAAGAUCCCAGGCUCCAGCCCUGUGGACAUGAAUGCCUCAGUGACCAGUCCAUCUGGAGUGACCGAGUUGUGCGAAAUCAUCGACUUGGACGACUGCCACUAUAGCAUCAAGUUUAUCCCCAAGGAAAUGGGAGUCCACACUGUUAGCGUGAAGCACAAAGAUAUGCAUAUACCUGGCAGCCCAUUCCAGUUCACAGUUGGUCCUAUCACAGAAGGUGGCUCACACAAGGUUCAUGCUGCUGGCCCUGGCUUGGAGAAGGGAGAGGUCAACGAGAAAUGCGAAUUCAACAUCUACACACGUGAGGCAGGUGCUGGAGGUCUGUCGAUUGCAAUUGAAGGACCAUCCAAGGCAGAGAUUGACUUUGCGGACCGCAAGGACGGGUCGUGUGGAGUGUCCUACGAGUGCACAGAACCUGGUGAAUACAUGGUGUCUAUCAAGUUUAAUGAUGAGCACAUCCCUGACUCUCCAUUCAAAGUGUACAUGUCAGCCUCCAGUGGAGAGGCCAAGACGGUCACUGUAGCAAGUCUAGAACAGGCGGGACUUGUGAUUGGCAAACCAAGCACAUUCUCUGUUAACUUGAAUGAAGCCAAGGUGGGACGUCUUGAAGCCAGAGUAACUGCGCCAUCUGGUGCCGAAGAUAAUGCGUUCAUCCAAGAGAUUGAUGAAGGCCACUAUGCUGUUAGGUUUAUCCCCAGAGAAAAUGGCCGCCAUUACAUCCAUGUGCUAUACAACGGCAACCACAUCCCAGGCAGUCCAUUUGUUGUCAUGGUAGGCAAACUGGACGCUGAUCCUGGCAUGGUUCAGGCCUAUGGUCAGGGACUGGUCAAGGGAGAGACAAACAAAGUAGCUAAGUUUAUUGUGAAUACAAUGAAUGCAGGAGCAGGUGCCCUGUCUGUGACAAUAGAUGGGCCAUCCAAGGUAGAUCUACAGUGCAAAGAGGUAGAAGAGGGUUACGAGUUCUCAUACACACCCACAUCCCCUGGAGGUUACCUUAUCGCCAUCAAGUUUGCUGGCAACUACCACAUUGUAGGAAGUCCAUUCAAGGCUAAUAUUACAGGUAAUCUGGCUGAUAUAGGACAAAUCAUGUGUAAUAUGAUGAUAAAAACAACUAUUAAGUUUCCGUUAUUCCACUUUUUUCUAUGAAUACCAAAAUGUUGC